Messenger RNA from Megalobrama amblycephala (Wuchang bream), 2009 nucleotides. RefSeq names its product surfeit 4, like (gene surf4l). The transcript has 6 exons. The coding region runs from base 184 to 993 and encodes 269 amino acids. NCBI's taxonomy places the organism in Eukaryota, Metazoa, Chordata, Actinopteri, Cypriniformes, Xenocyprididae. Gene Ontology annotation, cellular component: membrane; endoplasmic reticulum; endoplasmic reticulum-Golgi intermediate compartment. The record is from RefSeq and is a predicted model, not a curated record. Gene Ontology annotation, biological process: Golgi organization.
GACAGAACGAACUGCAGGGCAUUAUGGGGCGGAGAUGGCAUUCUAGUACACACACAGACGACGGCAAAGCAAGUCUAGUACGAGACCUGUAACAUACUAGUAGCGGACAAAGAUAUCGAUAAACGGCACGCAAACAAUCAAAGGUGUCCUGCAGACGGGAUUCGUCUCCUGGAUUUUGGUGUCAUGGCUCAAAAUGAUUUAAUGAGCAACGCGGAGGACGUGGCGGAUCAGUUCCUUCGAGUGACGAAGCAGUACCUGCCCCACAUAGCACGCCUCUGUCUGAUCAGCACGUUCCUGGAGGACGGCAUUCGGAUGUGGUUCCAGUGGAGUGAGCAGAAAGAAUAUAUUGAGACGACGUGGGGCUGUGGGUUCUUUCUGGCCACAUUGUUUGUCUUAAUCAAUUUACUCGGACAGCUGGGUGGUUGUAUACUGAUCCUGAGCAGGAAUUUUGUGCAGUAUGCCUGCUUUGGUUUAUUUGGGAUCAUCGCCUUACAGACUGUUGCCUAUAGCAUUCUUUGGGACCCAAAGUUUUUGAUGAGGAAUUUGGCUUUGGGUGGAGGUCUGCUGCUGCUCCUUGCUGAGUCCCGCUCUGAGGGCAGGAGUAUGUUUGCUGGUGUUCCCACUAUGAGAGAAAGCUCUCCUAAACAGUACAUGCAGCUCGGUGGCAGAGUCCUGCUGGUGCUUAUGUUCAUGACUUUGCUGCACUUUGAUACCAGCUUCCUCUCGAUUUUGCAGAACCUGGUGGGUACAGCUCUUAUUGUCCUGGUGGCUAUUGGUUUCAAGACUAAACUGGCAGCCCUCACCCUGGUCAUCUGGCUUCUGGCCAUCAAUGUGUACUUCAACGCUUUCUGGACCAUACCAGCCUACAAGCCCAUGCACGACUUCCUCAAGUACGACUUCUUCCAGACCACAUCAGUGAUCGGUGGCCUUUUGCUGAUAGUAGCAUUAGGUCCAGGUGGAGUGUCCAUGGAUGAGAAGAAGAAGGAUUGGUGAGACGGGACUGAACUCAAACGGCUCACUCGCUCACUCUGUAGUUUGCCCUUUGGCAAUUUUUUUCUGUGCAGUUAUCACACAAAGCAGGUACACUACUUAGAGAGGAAGGAGCCAAUUGAGACGUGGCCUCACAAAUACCCCAGGACCAACAGAAUGACCUGAUCUCAACAUAUCAUGCACUGUCUAUGUUUUCAUCUUGCGUGCUUACUGAAUUAUUUCUACUAGCACUUUUAGACAUAUUAGUUAAUCGUAUUUAUUUUCUAAGGUUCAGGUCAGAUUCUGUUAUUUGAGAACCCCCUUGAAAAUCUGGAACAUCCAUGUUAUAAAAGCUGCGACCACGUUGAACGAAUAACAAAUUCAUCUCCUUUGCCAUUUUCUCUGCCUUUUUAUUUCGGUGCCAAUUACAAGUCAGAGUACCAAAGACGCAUCCUCCCAAGAUAUACAUCAUUUUGCCUUCGAGUUCAUUUAAGCCAUUUUAGUUCAUCACAAAAUGGCUUGUUGAUGUCUAAGUUUUUUCAUGGGUCAGCCGUGUCACUUUUCUGUCGCUGGGCCGGACUUCAACUGAUAUCGUUGCUGUGUUGAAAAUUACUACACACUGGGUUUACUGCACACACAUUUUAUGUGUCAAUCUCAUGUCAAGAGGCAAAACGAGUUUGCAAAGAGAGUUUCUUAUCGAUUAAUAUUUUUUACCAUUUCAAAGUAGUUAAACGUAAAGAUGAAAAAGUUUAAUGGCCAUUUUGAAGAAUGCUUCAUUCCAUUCUAAAGAUUCAUUGGCUUUUCAUGUUAAUGUAGAAGUUUAUCGUGUUUGCUGUCUGUUGUCAGGUCACUUUAAAGUUUACAACAGGUGAAUUAUAGUGUUUCUCGAAACAAGCAGAGUGAGAUGAGAAUAUUGAAACCCUGUGGUUUGUCAGACUCAGUGUUUAUCCUCUUUGUACAAAAAAAAGAGAAGAACUGAAAAAUAUUGGUUUUCUAAGUGUUUUAAAUAUGUUUUGACAUAAAGGGAAAAGAAAAAAUGA